CCAACUACCCCCAGCAACGAAAACCUGCUCCCAGGGUUCGCGCCGCCACCGCCGCCGCCGCCGCACUGCUCCCCCGACCAGCGAGCUUCCGAAAGCUCCAUCCUCCCUUGGGAAGCCCAGCCCGCACCGACCCCCUAGCCCCACGCCACGCCAUGGCAAGCUCCGGCGAGGACAGGGGCGUGGUGGUGGACAUCCGGUCCGCGGCGGAGUCGGCGGGCGACGACGGCGCGCGCGACGCGCCGCUCCACGUGGUCGAGUCCCUCUGCAUGCGCUGCGGCGAGAACGGCACGACGAGGAUACUGCUCACUCUGAUCCCGCACUUCCGGGAGGUUGUUCUGAUGGCUUUCGAGUGCCCGCAUUGCGGCGAAAGGAACAACGAGGUUCAGUUUGCUGGGCAGCUCCAGCCAAAGGGAUGCUGCUACACUUUGGAAGUCCCCAAGGGGCAGCCCGAGGUACUGAACCGGCAAGUUGUGAAAUCUGAUUCAGCAACUAUCAAGAUUCCAGAACUAGACUUUGAGAUUCCUCCAGAAGCUCAACGUGGAACACUUUCAACAGUGGAAGGGAGCAUUAUGCGAGCUGUUAGUGAGUUAGAAGCACUUCAGGAUGAAAGAAAGAAAGUGGAUCCUCAAAAGGCUGAAGCUAUUGAACAGUUCUUAGUAAAAUUGAGAUCUCUUGGAUCAGGGGAAGCUGCUUUUACCUUUAUUCUUGAUGAUGCUUCUGGUAACAGCUUCAUCGAGAACCCGAAUGCACCUUCACCAGAUCCUUUAUUAUCUUUGAGAUUCUAUGAGAGGACAUAUGAACAACAAGCAGCACUCGGUUUUCUUGCUGAACCAACCAAAGAAUCUGGAGACUCUUCUCAGGAUGCUUCAACAGUAGAAGGAAACUCUGGUGGGCCGCAAAGGAUUCCACAUGGUUCAGUUGGAGCUGUUGCAGGUCGCCGUGCUAUCGCUCAGGGAAACUCUGAUGAAAUUACUGCAGCGCUUUGUAGAUAUUCAGCACCAGAAGAGGUUGAUACUUUACCAUCAACAUGUGCGGCAUGUGCUACUGAGUGUGUCACACGAUUCUUUUCUACAAAAAUCCCAUAUUUCCGAGAGGUGAUUGUUAUGGCUACAUCAUGUGAUGUGUGCGGCUAUCGCAACUCAGAGUUGAAGCCUGGUGGUGAAAUCCCAGCUAAAGGAAAGAAAACAACACUGACCGUGCGAAGCGUAAAAGAUCUUAGUCGUGAUGUCAUAAAGUCAGAUUCAGCAGCAGUUAGUGUACCUGAACUUGAGUUGGAGCUGUCAAGCGGAACACUGGGUGGCAUUGUCACAACAGUUGAAGGUUUAAUUGUGAAAAUAUGCGAGGCACUGGAGAGAGUUCAUGGAUUCCAGUUGGGUGACAGUACAUAUGAAUGGAAGAAGAAGAAAUGGGAUGGUUUCACAGAGAGAUUAGCAAAGCUUCUAAAUCUAGAAGAGCCAUGGACUUUAAUUCUUGAUGAUGCAUUGGCGGCUUCAUUUAUUGCUCCAGCGACAGAUUCGCUAGAAGAUGAUAAACAGCUAACAAUUGAGGAGUAUGAGAGGAGCUGGGAGCAAAACGAGGAGCUGGGCUUGAAUGACAUGGACACGUCCUCUGCGGACAUGGCCUACAACACCACGAGCGCGUCAUAAUCAGGCUUGGUUUAGUCUUCUUGUUGUGCGCAAUGUUGUAACCUGUAAUUUGAAAUUUGAUACUUUGUGGUGUAUUCUAUUUUUGUUUUCCAAACGAACCAGCAAUAGGUGGUAUGGAGAUGGUUUCAACUAAA
Messenger RNA from Hordeum vulgare subsp. vulgare (domesticated barley), 1780 nucleotides. RefSeq names its product zinc finger protein zpr1-like. NCBI's taxonomy places the organism in Eukaryota, Viridiplantae, Streptophyta, Magnoliopsida, Poales, Poaceae. The record is from RefSeq and is a predicted model, not a curated record. Gene Ontology annotation, cellular component: nucleus; cytoplasm. The transcript has 16 exons. The coding region runs from base 153 to 1646 and encodes 497 amino acids. Gene Ontology annotation, molecular function: zinc ion binding.